AAUACCUGGAAUAUGAAAAUAUUAAAACCUUUAAUUUCAAAGAUUUUGAAGAAUAACAACCCAUGGUGUCAUUUUUGAUCCCACUUAUGCAUCUAAGGGUUAAAAGAAAUGAUUAUUUGUCACAAUGUCAUGGAAAAUGUUGCUGGGUGGGAUCAUACACUGUCCUCCAGUAGUAAAUGCCAUCAGGAAUUUUAAUUGGCCUUAAUUGCUCUUCGCUUCCUCCCAAAAAGAACAUUCACUCCGACAGCUCAGACGGCUUCAAACAUCUGUAGUUCAGGCAGGACAUAGAGGUAAGUCCCAGUAAUUUUAUCACAUGUAUGUAUAUAUAUAUACACACUCAUGUAUGUUCUGAAUAAAACUCAUCAUGCUUUUUGUUCCACAUUAGACUGGGAACAAUGGAGGUGAAGGUGUCUGUGGACGGUGUCCCACGUGUGGUCUGUGGAGUUACAGAGGAAACAACAUGUCAAGAAGUGGUUGUAGCGUUGGCUCAAGCACUGGGUCAGCCUGGUCGCUACUUGUUACGGGAGAAAUUCAAAGAGUUUGAGCGGUGCAUGACGCCGAGCGAGCGACUGCUGGAGACUCUCGAGAAGUACGGAGAACAAGCCAGGGAGGUUCAGCUCACCCUGCUCCUCAGUGGACCCCCCGUCUUGGAUGAGAUGAGCAGAACCAACGUUGGCAGGUACCAGCCUUGUCCACCACUGAGAAGGAAAGACGCAGGAGCUAGGAUGCGGCGUGGCAGUGGUUCACUGAGUUUGCAUCGCCAAAGCUUGCCACCGUUGCCUUGUUUGAGGCACGAAGCGGAGCAGCAGCCAAAAGAGGACAUAAAGAGACCGAAGAGAAAGUCUCUGACGCUCAUGGAAGAGGCCUGGGAAUGGCUGGAGAAUCUGGGGAAAGGAAAGGUCUACAGUACAGCAUGUGAUAAAGACAGUAGCAAGAAGUCGGAUAAAAAGAACCGCACUUCAUUAAAUGUUUUGCUCACUCCCGACAAAGAAAACUUGGGUAGCAGAAGCAAAGUCAGAGGUCAGAAAGGUUUAAUGUCGGACUUGGACCAUCAAACAUCCUGCUGCAUUGGAAGUCAGACGAAAGGUAAAGCAAGCAAACACGGCAAGAAAAGACAAGAGGCAAAAUCUUAUGACCGGAACAGUUUAAGCAGUGCGAUCAUUGACGAUGAGAGAAACCGUCUAAAAGAAACGGUUAUAAGUCAGCUCGGCAGUUUGCAGGAUUUAGAAGCCCAUAUAGCACGUGUAGACAAACAGAUUCUUGAGCUUGAGGAAAAGCAGAGGGCCAGAAGGGCUGAGCAGGAAGCCCAGCAGAGAAUGGCUGAACAGGAGAUUGAGCAGAUCAUGUUUUGGGAAAAUGAAUUAAAGGCAGAAGAACGUCAUGAGAAAGACUUGCAAGGUCAGUUCCUUCAGAUUAAGGCGAAAACUGUCGAGUGCAAGGCCAUGCUGCAGGAGCACAAGGACAAAAUAAAGGGGCUUCAUUUUUUUGGCCCUCAAAAUGUCGUGGCAAAAAAAGAGGAUUUAGAAAAGGUUGGUGCAAAUGCUACCACCGAGGUUUCAGCUAAAGAUGCAAAUCAGCAGCCAUCUGAUCGAGACAGGGGUGUAAAUGUUAACAGGAAGUUCCUGCACAGAGACGCCUCCAACUCUCCUCAUGCUCUCGUUUCUCCCAGCCACAUUAAGGAGCGGCGGCCCACGGGACCCACAGAGCUCCGAGAGUGGUGGAAGCGCUGGUCUGAGGCCCGAAACACUCAAUUACAGGCUAAACAGCCGAUUCACCGCUCUGAACUUACUAUAUAUUUGGGCAGCACGAAAGAUGAGAAUAAAGGAAUGAGGACGAAAAUGAAGGAGAACAUUUAACUGCGAUAAAGUGAAGGUGGACUUUAUUCUGUGAUGGAAGGCUUUGGACUGCUGUGCUGAGGAGUCACCAGGAGGAACUGAGGAUCUUUGAACAUUGAGGGUUUCUCAAAUCCAGUAGUUGUUUUCUUUAGUUUGCCCCCUAGUGACUACAUGAGGUACAAGCUAGAAAUCAGACACUGUCUAGUUCCUCCACAUUUUAAAAUAUACUUUAAUAAAAAUGCAUCUAUAGCAUAAUUUACUACUUUCAAAUACACCUUUGAUAUUUACAUUUUCAUUCUUGUAAAAGUGCACAUGUCAGAACUUUGCUAUGGGACACUACAUGUGUGUGAAGAAGGGGAAAACAAAUUAAUGUUUCUACGGAACCAAAUAACUCAUAACAGUAAAUGUGCUUAUAAAAACAAUUAACUUCAUUGGUCACAAUGGUGUUUUUCCUACUGCAAAGUGUGCAGUGAAAACA
Solea solea (common sole) is the source of this 2313-nucleotide messenger RNA. RefSeq names its product Ras association domain family member 11 (gene rassf11). Lineage: Eukaryota; Metazoa; Chordata; Actinopteri; Pleuronectiformes; Soleidae. The transcript has 2 exons. Bases 396 to 1856 code for a protein of 486 amino acids. Gene Ontology annotation, biological process: signal transduction. The record is from RefSeq and is a predicted model, not a curated record.